AUGGCCUUGACAUUAUAAUGGCAUUUCCCGCAGAAUAAUGAAAUUUUAAAAUCGUUUCCAUUUGCGUGUGCAAUUUAUGUUGACAUGCAUCAAUAAAGAAAUUAAACAUUAAAGAACAUCACACAGAUGUAUUUUAACAAGAAAUAAGUCUGAAAGUACUGUUCAAAAUGCGUUUAGUAAAACCUGCAUGGGUAAACCAUAAAGAUGGAAAGCCUAUUUUCUCAAUAGACAUCCAUCCUGAUGGUUCCAGGUUUGCAACAGGUGGACAAGGUGACGAUGCAGGAAAGAUCAUCAUCUGGAACAUGGCGCCUGUGCGUUCAGAGGAGGUGGAGAGGAAUGAAAGCAUUCCUAAGAUCCUUUGUGAGAUGGACAAUCACCUUGCAUGUGUGAACUGUGUCCGGUGGUCUGGUAAUGGACGCUACCUUGCCUCUGGUGGUGAUGACAAGCUGGUGUUGAUCUGGGAGAUAAGCAGGUAUGGGGCGGGAGGAAGUGUGUUUGGUUCUGACAGCAAGAUUGUGGAGUGCUGGAGACCCACUCACACCCUGAGGGGACAUGCAGGGGAUGUUCUUGACCUUGCCUGGGCCCCUGGCGACAUCUGGUUGGCCACCUGCAGCAUUGACAACACUGUCAUCAUCUGGAACGCUGAAAAGAUGCCUGAGCAGGUAGCCGUGCUGAAGGGCCACACAGGGCUGGUUAAAGGAGUCACCUGGGACCCUGUGGGCAAAUAUGUGGCCUCUCAGUCAGACGACAAGUCCCUGCGUAUCUGGAGGACAAGAGACUGGCAGCAGGAGGCCAUCGUCACUGAGCCUUUCAAAGAGUGUGGUGGUACAACCCAUGUGCUCCGCUGUGAUUGGUCGCCAGACGGUCACUAUGUUGUGUCUGCACACGCAAUGAAUAACUCAGGGCCUACAGCACAAAUAGUGGAACGAGAUGGUUGGAAAACCUCACUGGACUUUGUGGGCCAUAGGAAAGCCAUCACUGUUGUGAGAUUCAAUCCAGGGAUACUUAGCAAGAAAUUCAAGAAAGACUUAACAAAGCCUCAACAGUACACAUGUUGUGCAAUAGGGAGUAGGGACAGGAGCCUCUCCAUCUGGCUGACAGCUUUGAAACGUCCCUUGGUUGUGACACAUGAUCUCUUCAACAACUCCAUACUUGAUAUUUCCUGGGCAUCAAGUGGAACAGAGCUGAUGUGCUGUUCAUGUGACGGCACCGUGGCCUAUAUUCAGUUCAAACAGGAGGAGAUAGGAACACCCAUGUCCAGGGCAGAUAAGACCCAUUUGCUUGAGAAGAUCUACGGAAAGACAGUCACAAAGACCAGCGCCAGCAGUGUAGCUAAUCAGAUAAUCGAGUCUGCGGACAUUCUUAAACUGCAGCAGCAACGCCAAAAACAGCAGCAAAACAGCAGCAUUGUUCUGUCUCCUACAGAAAAGAGCAAGUCUGAGUCCAACGUGUUGGGAAUGGUGACACCUACAAAAUCCUCGUCAUCAUUUUACCGGGGAGUUGACAUGACGGGGUCCCCAUUUAAGCCGACAGAUAAACAGAUUGAGACAAAGACCCCUGAUGGCAGGAGAAGAAUCACUCCUAUAUUCCUGCCUGUGGAACCAGAUGUUGGAGGUGCUCCAGCCCCGUUCACAGGCUCAGAUGAGAUUCAGUUCCAGAGCUCCAAGGGUGGCAGCUCUAUCCAGGUGGAGAGGCAGGACAAAGUGACGCAGGGUGGGCUCCUCUCCCCCCAGCCCACAGGCUCCCCCAUGCGCCUGCCCAACCUUGAAAGCACGCCCAAGUCCAACCUUCCGCCCCCCACCAACCUCAUGUCUCCACUUGCAGGGGAGAAGACAUUUGAUGCCGUUGUGCUGCCUCUUGCUGCCCUUGACAAGGAGUCCCCCAAGGUUAGCCAGUCCCCAAAAGUGUCUGACACUUCCAAACCUCUGCCGAGCCCAAGCGAAAAGAAAUCCCUGUCCUCAAAGAGAAAACAUGACAAGGAUGAGCAGCCCAGGAAGCGUGGCCGCCCUAGACUGGUUGACAAGGACCGCGCCCGACACCAACACACCAUACCCUCCACACCUCCAGGGCCUGGCACACAAGGCACAUCACAUGUUCCGGAGCACAGGGAACCAGUCCGCCACGUUCAUGUGUCACAUGACCUCAUCCUGCCAGCACCAGCUGUGGUCAACAACUUCUCUGUCGUGGUGUUAAGGGGUCCUGGUGAUGGCGACCUUGCCAUUGAUGUGGACAAUUCCAUUCCAUCCGGAGGUGUGACCUUGAACAAGGUCAAGGUCAGCAGGGGAGGUAAUACCCUCUGGCAGACGGUGAUGUCUGCCCCAAUCAUAGCAGCUGCAGGGUCCAGGUUUAUAACCAUUGUGGCCUGUACAGACUGCUCACUGUCGGUAUUCAACGACAUUGGUCAGCGAGUGCUGCCGAGUAUAAUUCUACCUUCCAAGGUGGCCAUCUUGGAUGUGCUAGGUCAAUUCAUCCUGGCUGUCUCGUGCACAGGAAGUGUCUAUGUGUGGAACUUGAAGAAGAAGCAGUGUGUUGUGAAGAAUGAACAACUCUCAGGGAUCAUCAAGGGAUCAGAGACACUGAGUAAGGCGUACCUGGCUGCCGACGGAACACCAGUCAUAGUGCUGUCCAACCACAAGGCCUUCACCUUCUCUGUGGAAUACGGAACUUGGCUGCUGAUCCAGGACCGUUCAGACAAGGUAGCUCAGAGCUCCAGCCACUUCUACACACGGCCCAAACCAGGCUCCAAACAUUCCGGAACCCUCUCCAAUCUCCCUCAGUCUCAGGACAGCCAACGUGUGGUCCAGUGUGCGCCAGACUCACGCCAGUUGUGCACGCUGAACCACCUCGAGUCUCAGGUUAUGUCAUGCCUGGCACUUAAAUCGCCCACAGAGUACAAGUUCUGGAUGCACACAUACGUCCGAUACCUAGUCCAGGAAGGUGUUGACACUCGGCUACGUCAGGUGUGCACCAACCUCAUUGGACCGGUCAUUAACACAGGCAGCGUUAAUACAUGGGAAUCCACUAUACUGGGCCUUGACAAGAGAGCCCUGCUAAGGGAGCUGCUGCCCCUGUUCAGUGAGAACCUGAAGACCCUCCAGAGACUCUACACUGAGAUACAGGAGCAGCUAGACAUGGUGGAUGCAGCUCACCUCACAUGAUCUCAUAUCAUCUCAUAGUCUCACAUCCAGCGGUGCUGCAUUGUCUCACCGCCUGAAUGUAUAACAUUUCAUGUAAAUUAUGUUGUCAGAUGACUUCUGGUCAUUUUUUAAUAAACUUUGGUCUAUCAAGACCAGGCAUGGGUUACACAGCUUAUAAUAUAAUCUUGUAACCUCCGAGUAUCGGGAUGCUCUAUCCAUGUUACAUACCUAGUUCUAGACUUAUGACCUUGGUAUAUGGUGUGUAACGGUAGACUUUAACUUUUCUGUAUCAGCAGUUAUGUUACCUCAGGUAGUACAUGCUCAAAACUUAACCCUUUGCAUGCUGGGUAAUUUGUCUUCUGCUAAAAUGUCGUCUGCUGAAUUUGUAAAAUAAGCAUUUUCUUCAUUUUUUUUCAAAGAAUACUAUCAGAAUAGCAAACAGUUUGGAUCCAGAUGAGACGCCACGUUCUGUGGCGUCUCAUCUGGAUCCAAACUGUUUGCAAAGGCCUUUAAAAUUCGGUUCCCGCACUGAAAGGGUUAAUUACAUUUUAUCAUCACAUUGUCACAAUGUCGAAUGAUCUGCCAUAAUUGAAAGGCCUAUAAUGGGCCCAUGAUUCAAGACUUGAAAGGCUUUAAUUUGGGGCAUGUGAGUUUAUUGAAUCAGUUUCUUGUUUGACUAUGUUUAUGGUCAUUUCUCAUGUAGAUAGACAUAUAAGACACCAAGAUAUCUCCUCACUGUAACUAACUUCACACAAGUUACUGUACAGGUACAAGUAUAAGAUUGCAAGUGAUUCGCCAGUGGUUAAUAGAAUUGUAUAUAGGCUGUGUUUCAGAAACUUUUCCACAUGAAACCAUUGGCAACAGCUCCAGUUCUAGUAGUUAGAAGCAAUCGAUGUAUUUUAGUUUAGCUUGAACAGAGUAUUGGAUGUCACGUUCCAAUGUACUGGUGUUGAAUUAUCUGUUACAUGUCAGGUUCCAAUGUACUGGGGUUGAAUUAUCCGUUGCAUUUUUCUAUUUGCUUAACAAUAUGCAGGGACGUUUUUUUAUUUGCUUGUCUAUGCAUUCUGUAGCUGAAUUACACACCGUGAUUAAAAAAUGAAUAUCAGACGUUAAGUUCAGACUGGUCUGUAAAUAUUCAUGCACACAUACUAUGUUUGAUAUUUUUUACUUGCCUUGUGGCUAAGUUAAAUUUCAGAUUAAGUUUUCAACAUUAUUUGUGAAUGUUUUUCCUUGAGAGUCACUGUUGCUUCUAAUAAGUAUUCAAAGUUAGUGUGCAACACACAUUCAAAGGUUACCUUGCAGUUUAUAGUAUUUUAUAUUAUUUGUAUUUUUCUAUUACAUGUUGCAUAUUACUUGUACAUUCUAAUAGCUAAAAUACUUUCUAUUACCAUAUGAUAAAUCAAAGUAUAGCUUACAACAAAUGAAGCAAGAAUUUAGGAAGAAUUGUAAUGACAGCGUUUAUAACAUAGGGUACAUAGUUAACGUUUUUUUUUUACUUAAAAGUUUGCCAGGAUCAGAACAUAAUCUUUACGGGGAUAUUGAUUGUCACGAUUGUGACGAUUUUUUUUGCAUUGGACAGAACAUUGUCUAGUAGCCUUUUGUAUGCAUGUACAUUUUUUGAAUUUAUAGAGGGAACACAAUCACGGAGUGUAUAUUGACGAUUGGGCAGUGCAGAUGUUUUGAGUCAUAAUAGUGCUACAGCAAUCAAUAUGUGCUUAAAAGUCAUGCCAAAAGUUUGUCAUUUGUUACAUGUUUUAUUUUGUAUUUUGAUUAAUGAAUACAUUUUGAAACAAAUGC
Dreissena polymorpha is the source of this 4934-nucleotide messenger RNA. RefSeq names its product protein HIRA-like. NCBI's taxonomy places the organism in Eukaryota, Metazoa, Mollusca, Bivalvia, Myida, Dreissenidae. Bases 168 to 3158 code for a protein of 996 amino acids. The record is from RefSeq and is a predicted model, not a curated record. Gene Ontology annotation, molecular function: nucleosome binding; protein binding. Gene Ontology annotation, biological process: chromatin remodeling; regulation of DNA-templated transcription; DNA-templated transcription. The transcript has 25 exons. Gene Ontology annotation, cellular component: nucleus; HIR complex.